Zootermopsis nevadensis is the source of this 855-nucleotide messenger RNA. RefSeq names its product Gar1 ribonucleoprotein (gene Gar1). Gene Ontology annotation, molecular function: box H/ACA snoRNA binding. Gene Ontology annotation, cellular component: box H/ACA snoRNP complex. Gene Ontology annotation, biological process: snoRNA guided rRNA pseudouridine synthesis; ribosome biogenesis. NCBI's taxonomy places the organism in Eukaryota, Metazoa, Arthropoda, Insecta, Blattodea, Termopsidae. The record is from RefSeq and is a predicted model, not a curated record.
UCAGCUACCUGGUGGUAAAACUGUAAAGUCUCUAGGAAUGGUGUUUGUUGUUUUUAAGUAGUUUGUAUGUAUUAAAUAAUCGAAGGAGUAUGUCAUUUCAUUCUCGUGGGAGAGGCGGUGGCGGAGGAUAUGGAAGAGGAGGCGGAGGGUAUGGAAGAGGAGGCGGCGGCGGCGGUGGCUAUGGUGGUGGAGGAUCGAAUUAUGGACGUGGUGGUAGAGGUAGAGGUGGAGGUGGAAGAAACAGCUUUGGGGGUUUCCAAGAUCAAGGGCCUCCAGAAGAAGUGAUACCUCUGGGUUCAUAUUUAUACCCUGCUCAGGAUGACCUUGUAGUGAAAGCUGAGAUUGAGGAUGUUCCAUAUUUCAAUGCACCAAUUUAUCUGGACAAUAAAGAGCAAAUUGGAAAGAUAGAUGAAAUCUUUGGUACCAUCCGGGACUAUUAUGUGUCUGUAAAACUUACAGAAGAUAUCAAAGUGAAGUCCUUUAAACGAAAUCAGAAGCUCUUUAUCAACCCACAGAAGCUUCUGCCAUUGAAGAGAUUCCUGCCCCAACCUCCUGGAUCUGUUCAGAAGAGGGGUGGAGGAGGGAGAGGAAGAGGUGGUGGACAGAGAGGUGGAAGAGGUGGAGGUUUCAGAGGGCGAGGAGGUGGUGGUGGUGGAUUUAAUAGAGGUGGAGGUGCUGGAAGAGGAAGUGGGGGAGGUUUUAGAAGAGGCGGAGGAGGAUGGAACAGAUAGUUAUUGCACUUCCACUAUUUUAUUAAGUGGGAACAAAAGAAUAAAUGUUGAUUACAAAGUAUAUCACCCAUAUUGGGUUUUAAAUAAUAACUUGUGACUUGAAUACAUUAUUACAUUCUGGAAA